UUUCCCUUCCUGAUGAUGACUUACACUUUUAGUGACUUGAUGAGUGACAAUAGACGCAGUUUUACGGAGAACCACGACAGAAACGUUUAAAACAAUCCUCUCUUGUCCGCGCACUCAGAUGUCAGCGGUCCUUUCUGCGGAUCCAUCACAAUAUUAUUCACACAUCGCAGCUCGUGGUCGGUAGGGUGGGACUUUUGUUCCCAUGGUAGUGAUGACAGAACAGAUGGCGAGGUUGCCUGUUUGGGCACCACAAUCGGUGUCAGACGCGUUUCAGUCCAGCUGACCUGCACAGGGCAGCUGCUCGUCUCUGGAAGCUGCUGCUGCUGCCGCUGCUGAUUUUCCCACUUGUGAACUAUCACCGCGUUGGAGCAGAAACGGAUACCAGCGGGGUAUUUUUCCACACGUCUAUGUGCUCCCGUUAAUAAGGCUGAUUACUUCUAUUCCAGAAACACAGUCUGCACCCGUCGCGCAUCAUCCUCCAGAGCUGCGGAUACUGCAUGGGUCAGAUACAGUAGCCUGCAGAAUUCUUGCGUCCGGAGGAUUCAGCGCUUCAUAGGUUUAAACCUGAAGGUGUGGUGCACAGGUGAAGCUUGGACCAGAUGUCUCUUGGGCCUGCUUUUUGCAAAUACUGUCCUCUGGGUUAGAAAUCAUCAUUCUGGACCUCCAGCAGCUAGCUAUCAGCAAAGGAGACUAAUGUUCAUGAACCAUCCCUUUGUAUCCCUUUCCUGAAAACUGCAUCUCAUCUAAGCCUUUUGUGAGCAGGGAGAGCAGACAACAUGGCGCUCAGCUCUCAGCCGUGGCCUCCUCUAAUCUGGCUCUGCAUGGGAUUGCUUCUUUUCUUUCUGUCGCCAGUUUAUGGCAAAGAAUGUCCUCGUUUGUGUGUUUGUGAGAUCCGCCCAUGGUUCACCCCACAGUCGACCUACAAGGAGGCAACUACAGUGGACUGCAAUGACUUGAGGCUGACGCACGUCCCUACCAACCUGUCAGCAGACACCCAGGUGUUACUGCUCCAAAGCAACACCAUCUCUCGCACCAGUGGAGAGCUGGAGGCUCUGUUCAACUUGACAGAGCUAGAUCUAUCCCAGAACAACUUCAGCACUGUGGAAGCUGUUGGCCUCACAAACAUGAACCAUCUGACCACCCUGCACCUAGAAGAGAACCAGAUCAGUCACCUGCCAGACCACUGCCUGGGAAACCUCUCCAACCUGCAGGAGCUCUACAUCAACCACAACCAGAUAAGCUCCAUCUCCCCUCGAGCAUUUUCUGGCCUGCGCAGUCUGCUGCGCCUGCACCUGAACUCCAACAGGCUUCAUGUCAUAGACAGCCGCUGGUUUGAGGAAACACCAAACCUCGAGAUCCUCAUGAUCGGGGAGAACCCAGUUAUUGGUCUCCUAGACAUGAACUUUAAGCCUCUAGGAAGCCUGCGGAGUCUGGUUCUGGCUGGAAUGGAUCUCACUGAUGUUCCAGGAAAUGCAUUUGUAGGUUUAGAUAAUCUGGAAAGCAUUUCUUUCUAUGACAACAAACUGGUCAGAAUCCCUCAACUGGCCCUUCAAAAAGUCCCCAAUCUAAAAUUCUUGGAUUUAAACAAAAAUCCAGUUCACAAAAUCCAGGAAGGAGAUUUCAGAAACAUGCUUCGUCUGAAGGAGUUGGGCAUCAAUAACAUGAUGGAGUUGGUGUCUAUUGAUCACUAUGCUCUGGACAACCUACCAGAAUUGACAAAACUGGAAGCCACCAAUAAUCCUAAACUGUCUUAUGUCCACAGGUUGGCAUUUAGGGACAUGCCCUCCCUAGAAAGCCUGAUGCUCAACAGUAAUGCUCUCACUGCUCUUUACCAGCACACUGUGCAGGUGUUGCCGAACCUGCGGGAGAUCAGUCUUCACAGCAACCCACUCCGCUGUGAUUGCGUUAUUCAGUGGAUGAGUUCCAACAAAACCACAGUGCGCUUCAUGGAGCCCUUGUCCAUGCUGUGCACCUCCCCACCAGAACUCAGAGGCCAACGGGUUCGAGAACUAAAGCUGCUUGAGUCCCCAGAACAGUGUCUUCCCCUUAUAUCCCACGAUACCUUCCCCAGUCACCUGAACCUAGAGCUAGGCAUGAGUGUCAGCCUGGACUGUCGGGCAGUAUCUGAACCAGAGCCUGAAAUCUACUGGGUAACUCCUCUGGGGACCAAAAUCACUUUAGAUACAGUGUCAGAGCGCUACCAUUUGAGCAGUGAGGGGACUCUGCGACUGUCUCAUGUGCAGGUGGAAGAUUCUGGUCAUUACACCUGUGUAGCCCAGAACACAGAAGGAGCCGACACACGAGUUGCCACCAUUCGUAUAAAUGGGACCCUGCUCGACAGUGCUCAGGUGAUGAAAAUCUAUGUCAAGCAGACCGAGUCCCACUCAAUCUUGGUCUCCUGGAAAGUCAACUCUAACGUCAUGACCUCUAACCUCAAGUGGGCCUCAGCCACCAUGAAGAUUGACAACCCUCACAUCACCUACACGGCUCGUGUCCCUGUAGAUGUUCAUGAGUACAACCUCACACACCUUCAACCUGCAACUGAGUACGAGGUGUGCCUCACAGUCUCCAACAUCCACCUGCAGAUGCACAAGUCUUGCGUUAACGUGACAACACGUAGUGCUACCUUUGCCCUGGACCUGUCAGACCAGCACCCGAGUGUGGCUGUGCUGGUUGUCAUGUCAACCAUGCUGGCCUUCCUCAGUCUAGCCACUGUGGGCGUCUACAUGGCUCGCAGAUGGAAGCGAAAAAACUACCACCACUCUUUGAAGAAAUACAUGCUGAAGACCUCUUCCAUCCCACUGAAUGAGCUCUACCCUCCACUCAUUAACCUUUGGGAGGCUGAUGGCGAAAAGGACAAAGAUGGCAGCACAGAGGGGAAACCCUCUCCUGUCGACACCACACGCAGUUAUUACAUGUGGUGAGGAUUUACAAAGGAGGCCUGACUGCCUCUUCAGCAGCACAAAAAGACACACUUUUGCCAUUUUGGUGCAAAAGUCGUAUAAAGUUGCAAAUGUUUUUUUUUGUAUUCUCAGCUUUGCUCAUAAGAGGCAGAGUGAUCAAGUGCAGGAUUUUUAUUAGUAUAGCGUAUCGCCUUUGUUUGACUCUUUCUAUCUCUUAAUUGUUCUGGACUCUCCAAGAUGGCAGCUGUAUUUAGCCUCCAGGUUGUCUUAGUUGCUCUGCUCUGUUUCUGUGGUGCAUUUUUGACUCACGUUCUUUUGGGUUAAUUAUACAGCAGCAGGGACAGACGGUCUUCUUGCAGCAUUAGUACAAAUCAAUGUUUCUUUCUCUGUUUUGUAAAACAGUUAAUCUGUUGUGCACUGAUAGAUAAAGAAGUUUGUAUGAACUUCAGUUAAAAGCUGACAGCAGGAUUUAGACUCAAACUGUCUACUGAAUGUUAGCAAUUGUGCAGUAAUGUUGUAUCAACUAUACCUUUGAAAACUCUGAUAUACACUGCAAGAGAAUAGCCUUUUAGUUUGCUGAUAAAUGUGAUGUUAAAUGCUAGAAAUACAAAUGUUUGUUAAAACCUCUAAAUUUUUUGUAUUAUUAUGAUCAUUAUUAUUAUUAUUAAGGUGCACUAGAAACUUUUUGACUCUUUCCUCAUUUACUCAUUUAUUUGGCUAGAGUUUUAGAGUUUUUUUUUGCUAAUUGUUUAGUUUAUCAUUUUCUCAUGCAAUAUGUAUACUGAUAAAGUCAAAAUAAAUAAAAUUUUGGUUCUUUUGCA
Messenger RNA from Acanthochromis polyacanthus (spiny chromis), 3724 nucleotides. Its product is annotated as leucine-rich repeat neuronal protein 1-like. Gene Ontology annotation, cellular component: extracellular matrix. The transcript is spliced from 2 exons. The record is from RefSeq and is a predicted model, not a curated record. The coding region runs from base 777 to 2924 and encodes 715 amino acids. NCBI's taxonomy places the organism in Eukaryota, Metazoa, Chordata, Actinopteri, Pomacentridae. Gene Ontology annotation, molecular function: protein binding.